This is a messenger RNA of Paraglomus brasilianum, 327 nucleotides long. The record is from the annotation of a GenBank genome assembly. NCBI's taxonomy places the organism in Eukaryota, Fungi, Glomeromycota, Glomeromycetes, Paraglomerales, Paraglomeraceae.
AUGUCCUUCAGAAACGUAUAUCGUAAACUCAAAAGCUGUCAAUUAGAAAUAACUUGUUCAGAAUUUCUCGUUAAUAGAGAAUAUACUACCCCCUCCAACAAAAAAGAUCUGUUCUCCAACGCAGAUAGAGGCUUCUUCACAGACAAUAAGGGAGACAGUAGUAAAAACACUGAAGAAAUCAGAGCUCAAGAGAAAGAUAAAGAUAAAGAUAAUCUACCAGUAACGGCGCUACCGACAGCCCUACGAGUACAAGUAAAGGCACAUCGACCGAGUCAUCCAAUAGCCAAAGAAAAGAUUCCCAAGGGAUUCGAGAAUUUCUUCAAAUAA